Molecule: messenger RNA, 372 nt
Organism: Medioppia subpectinata
Lineage: Eukaryota; Metazoa; Arthropoda; Arachnida; Sarcoptiformes; Oppiidae
Source: the annotation of a GenBank genome assembly
AUUUAACUUAAUUACAACAAAUAAAACAAUAUAAUGGCUGCCAUUAAAUCAGGCAUUAAAUUAUAUACGCUAUUCACGAUAGUGUGCGCGCUGGCCAUCAUUGUCGGGGCCUACGAGCCAGACCAAUCAGCGGUAAGCCGUGAGAAGCGUGAUGAGGGCGCAGAGGGAGGGGCGCCUUCAGCCGAGGGGGGAGGGGAGGCCUCCCCAGCGGCUGAAGCACCGGCUAAAACAGCUGAGCCCACGGCUGAGGGCGGGGAGAGUGGCGGUGGCGAAGACGAUAGCUUGUUUGGAAGGCCUAAAGACCCCGAGAAGAUCAAUAGAAUACUAAAAGAGACCUAUGAAGCAUUAAAAGCGCUUGGUUAUACUGUUUAA